UGUAAUGCUUUUGACAUGGAUAUGAUUACUACCACUACAAUCGGCGUUUUAGUUGCUGAAUUGAUUCCUAUGAUCCGUAAUCAUUUACAGAGAUGUGUAGCAUCAGAUCGUAAGACGAUAAUUCCUGACAUGGUCAAGAGUGUUUCUCAGUCUCGAUUUUGGUUCAAUGUGGUUGAAGCAUUGAGAGAUCAACAUUCUAUUGAAAGAUUGACUGAAGAGAUGUUGCUCCAACUCGCAUCACAACAUAUAAGUGAUGAAGAAGCUUACUGGAUUGUGUGGACGCUGUUUAAUCAGAGUAUCAUGCAUAUGACUGUUAUGAGGGCAAUGUUUAUUGACAAAUUUUUGCUCCGGAAAACAUUUCCUUUAUGCUGCCUGAGAUGGAUUCUUCACUAUGCUGUCUUUGAGUUUCCACCAAAUUCAGCCAUGGAAACUCAGAUUCAAAAGACAUCAAACUUCAUAGUUACAUUGCAAACCUUUGUUAGUAUUUGGUCCAAGAAAGAGUUUGUUCAGUCAUAUUCAGUGGAGCAACAAGCUUAUAUCACUGCAGCAAUAGGGUUAUGUUUGGAGAACAUGUCAAAAAGAGAAUUAGAGAUGACUAAAGAUGUAUUGAAUUGUAUUCUUCAAGGAGUAACCUGUAGGUUAGAGAGCCCAAUUGAUUUAGUCCGGAAGAUGGCCAGUGCUGUUGCAUUGACAUUUUCUAAAAUUGUUGAUCCGAAAAAUCCUCUUUACCUUGAUGACGACUGUUCUGAGAAUGUUGACUGGGAGUUCGGGGUUCUUUCCCCAAAGAGGAUCAAAGCUCCUUCACAUGAUGUAGAACUUGGAAGCAAAUCAAAACCAUGUUCACGUGAUGAGAACAGGAGAAAUGCUGGUGAGAAAAAGGCAAAGGCUAUCAGGCAUGAUAUUUCAGACAACAGAGUAAAAAUCGUAGAGAUCAAAUCAUUAGAUUCUGAUGAAAUGUCUGAUGGUGGUGCCGACGUGGGUAUGGUUGGAGGUAUUGGUAGGAAGUGGGGAUCUAUGGGGUCGAUGAUGGCAGGUGGUGUAGAUAACCAGCGUUUCAUCGCUGAUGGGCUGGCCGACGUCAGUGAGGGAGUCGGCGAGGUUCUUGAGCUUGGCGCAGUAGUCGCUGAUGGAGAGAUCGCCCUGUGGCGUGUUGCGGAAGUCGGCCUCGAGCUGGAUGGCGCGGUGCUUCUUGUUGUCGCGGAAGAGAUUCUCGAUGGCGUCCCAGAUGGUGAGCGCAGUGGAGCCGGGAUGCAUGACGAUGCCGAGGAGGUCGGUGUCGAUGGAGCCGUAGAUCCAGGAGAGCACGGUGUAGUCAUCACGGCCCCAAGCAGAGGUGGGAGACGUGUCGGAGGGAGUGGCUUCGCCGGUGACGUGGGCGGUGAGACCGUAGCGGCCGAGAGCAACGAGGAAGAGCUCCCUCCAGCUUGUGUAGUUGCCGUCGGUGAGGCUGAGGGUGAUCGGCACGUGGAGCUUGAUGGAGGUGGCAGAGCAUCACCUGAUGAAUUGCGCCACAACGCAGGUGACCUUGUUCAAGCACUGGUGCAUGUACGUUGUUCUGAUGCUGCAAUGGAAGGCGAGGAAGAUUCUGCUGAAGAAAAGCGACAGAAGGCAUUAGUCGCCUUGCUGGUAACCAACCCAUUUGAAUCAUUAGAUGUUCUGACCAAAUUGCUAUAUUCAUCGAGUGUGGAUAUAAGUCAGCGUAUUUUAGUUAUCGAUGUUAUGACUGAGGCAGCGCAGGAGCUUGCUGAAACUAAAAUUAUAAAUAAACAACAGCGGCAUGGGAACUUAAUUUCUGAUACUUCCCCGUCCUGGUUGGUUCCUAGUGACAGAGGACCUCUUGGCGCAAGCCCUUGGAGAGAGGUCUCAGAACCAGGAUCACUUUUGAGUUGGUCACACCGUUAUGAAAGAGAAGUUCCAUCUAGAUCAGGUCAGGUUAAAUCAGGAAAAUCUCGCAAAUGGGGUCUCAGGAAAGCAAAAGAUUUGCAGGUGGAGGGGUCAAAAAACAAAUUUCCUUUGUAUGCUGCUGCGUUUAUGCUCCCUGUUAUGCAAGGAUAUGACAAAAGAAGACAUGGGGUGGACCUGCUCAAUCGGGACUUUGUUGUCCUCGGUAAAUUGAUAUACAUGCUUGGUGUCUGUAUGAAGUGCAUGGCCAUGCAUCCGGAAGCAUCAGCUCUUGCCCCAGCUCUUCUGGAUAUGAUAGGAUCUAGGGAGAUUUCGCAGCAUGCUGAAGCAUAUGUGAGAAGGUCUGUGUUGUUUGCAGCUUCUUGUAUAUUGAUCGCUUUGCACCCGUCGUAUGUGGCAUCCAUUCUUAUAGAAGGCAACCGGGACAUUUCUACUGGUUUAGAAUGGAUACGCACAUGGGCCUUGCAAAUUGCUGAAGUUGAUCCUGAUACAGAGUGCACAUCGUUGAGUACUCCUACCAUCUUGCAGAAUGAAUCAGUUCUUUGUCUCUUCUACGCCAUCUGUAUUAGCCAUGAUAGGAUAAUAAGCACAUAG
This is a messenger RNA of Lolium rigidum, 2496 nucleotides long. RefSeq lists its product as uncharacterized. The transcript is spliced from 10 exons. The coding region runs from base 16 to 2496 and encodes 826 amino acids. Gene Ontology annotation, cellular component: cytosol. The record is from RefSeq and is a predicted model, not a curated record. Gene Ontology annotation, molecular function: telomeric repeat DNA binding; Hsp90 protein binding. Gene Ontology annotation, biological process: protein stabilization; telomere maintenance via telomerase. Lineage: Eukaryota; Viridiplantae; Streptophyta; Magnoliopsida; Poales; Poaceae.